This is a messenger RNA of Helianthus annuus (common sunflower), 483 nucleotides long. RefSeq names its product aspartate and glycine-rich protein-like. The coding region runs from base 1 to 483 and encodes 160 amino acids. The record is from RefSeq and is a predicted model, not a curated record. NCBI's taxonomy places the organism in Eukaryota, Viridiplantae, Streptophyta, Magnoliopsida, Asterales, Asteraceae. The transcript has 2 exons. Gene Ontology annotation, molecular function: nucleic acid binding; zinc ion binding.
AUGGGCACUCUGCCCAAAUGUGAUGUGUGCCAGUACCAUCAUGCCGGCCAGUGCAGAGUUAGGAAAUGUGAAUCUUGUGGAAAGAAUGGUCAUUCGAAGGAGACGUGCUGGGCUGGUACUGGUCGUGGUAACGGUGGUCAGAGAGGUUAUGGCAACGGGAAAGGAAACGGUAACCGUGGUGGAAAUGGGUAUGGAAACCUCAAUCAAGGAGGAAAUGGCGGUAAUGGAAAUCGUGGUGGUUUUGGAAAUCAAGCUGGUAGUGGAAACCGUGGAGCAAACAACAACCAGGGUGGUAAUGGGAAUGGAAAUGGUCGGGGACCAUGUUGCUUUAACUGUGGAGACGUUGGGCAUUUCAAGAGAGAGUGCCCAAAGAUCAACCAAGCUCAGGGAAGGAAACCGAGCAGAGAUCAUAUGUCACGAGAAGAUCAUUCGCAUUCCGAUGACGAAUGGAGAGACAAUUGUGGUACAUGGAGAGAAACAUGA